AUGGAGCGCCUCACUUGUAAAUGCGCCCAAUGCAAAGCCAACCUUGGCCAGUUUAUAAACCUCUGGACCAAAGUCGGCAAGAGCUAUUACAGCCCCAUCAUUGACGCGGCCGAAACCCGGGGGAUAAGCGCCAAGGGUCAAACUAGGAGCGGGGAGCAGAAUACCCUUGUGGAAGGGUGCCACCAGUCAACCAUGUAUUUGAAGAUCACUCUCACCACAAGCCACGGCAAAAAGGUAGAGCCCGUUAUCAAACGGACCUUGAAACUUAAAGGUGUGGGAUCAAGUCAUGACAGAGACUCCUCCAGCUCAGUUCCUCCACCACCUUUCAACUCAGGUUUUACACCGUCGGGCCAUCAGCAAUUCGAUGCUGUGGACCUAACCAAUCUGCAAACCCUCGUGGACAUCCAGCGGGCAGAUAUUAACCGCAUCGACGCCGCCGGCUGCCAGAUUGUCUCUGCCUUUGAUAGCUCCGUGGACCGUAUCGAGCGCGAGGUUAAGAAGCUGCACGACACCAUGCUUCAUCUGCGUCGCGACCUCGAUGGGAACCGCGAGGAUAUCUCAUCACUCAAAAACGACAUUGACGAAAUGAAAAGGGAUAUCCGUUCAACGAGCGCGGAGACCAUGCGCCUAACGGCUACGGUGCAAGAGCUCCGGCAGUCCGUCCCUAGCAAAGAGACGGUCGCCCGGCUUGAGGAUCAGCUGCAUGCAGCGACGGCAACAAUCGCAGAUUUGAGCCAGUCAUCCUUAGAUCGAGCUGCUGAGACUGCCAAUCUCCGGCGGGAACUUAGUCUGGCAAAGACUGAGCUGCACCGUAUGCGCGACGGUGAGAAGGGCCUAAAAAAGGCGAUUGAGGAUGUCAAGAAGGCGUCCAGAGAUAGUCUGGCCCUCACAAAUGGCAACUUUGCCAGAGAAAUGGCAGAUCUCCACUCGGAGGUGCGCCUACUGCGCCAGGAAGUCAACCAACGUCCUCCGCCCCAACAGAGCUCGCCGCAGAAUAAUUUCUCGGCAAAGGAGCUCGACAUCCUUACGAGCAACAUUGCCAAGAUCGGCAACCGUGCCAGCCAGAUCGAGACACUCCAGAUGGAGUUUCAACUUUUCAAGUCGAGAUUGCAGCGGGUUGAGGCUUCCAUCAAGGCCAAGGCUGCGCCGCCCGAGUCUCGCCGUACAUCGACUAAUCUUAGCGCCCUAUCCAUCUUCCCGGACGACGGCGACGAGGACGGCUCCAUCGGCUCCCUUCAAAACGUAUCAACACCCUCUUCACCUGUCCCGACGAGGCGUAAACGCAAUGUGACGGCCCGGGAGCAACUCGGUGACCACGAUACGACUCCGAGUAAGCGCCCGGCAUUCUCAUCGGACUUUUCGAACGUUGACGCCCCAGACUAUUCCGCUCUUACGGAAUGGCCAACGACGUCUCCGUUGGAGAAUGGAGGUCCUAGCGGCGCAGCGAAGAACGGGAAUAGGACGCGGCCGCAAACGAGAUCGAGGGGUCGGCCGAGGAAGCCAUUGGCCAGCAGCUAA
This is a messenger RNA of Scedosporium apiospermum, 1518 nucleotides long. RefSeq lists its product as uncharacterized. The record is from RefSeq and is a predicted model, not a curated record. Lineage: Eukaryota; Fungi; Ascomycota; Sordariomycetes; Microascales; Microascaceae. The coding region runs from base 1 to 1518 and encodes 505 amino acids. The transcript has 3 exons.